This is a messenger RNA of Cryptomeria japonica (Japanese cedar), 1292 nucleotides long. Its product is annotated as LIM domain-containing protein WLIM1. The record is from RefSeq and is a predicted model, not a curated record. Lineage: Eukaryota; Viridiplantae; Streptophyta; Pinopsida; Cupressales; Cupressaceae. The transcript has 5 exons. Gene Ontology annotation, molecular function: actin filament binding. Bases 206 to 781 code for a protein of 191 amino acids. Gene Ontology annotation, cellular component: plasma membrane; actin cytoskeleton. Gene Ontology annotation, biological process: actin filament bundle assembly.
GUCGAUAUUGAUUGUUUGCCAUCCAUCCUUGACAACAAAUUUUGUGUGAUUGUAUGAUUUUUCAAUUUGGUAAAGUUUAAUGGGGACAACCCAUAUCACUAUUCUAUAGUAGAAAUUUGAAAUCUCUUGAAGAAGAGUUCAACCACCAACAACAGCAAAGAAAUAAGUUGAGUUCUUCUUGAUCUCAGCAAGAAAUUCGGUGAAGAUGGCAUUCUCAGGAACACAGCAGAAGUGCAAAGCAUGCGAGAAGACAGUAUACUUGGUGGAUCAGCUCACAGCUGAUGGUUCAGUCUUCCACAAGGCCUGCUUUCGCUGCUAUCACUGCAAGGGGACCUUAAAGCUCAGCAACUAUUCUUCUUUUGGAGGUGUCUUGUAUUGCAAGCCUCACUUUGAUCAGCUCUUUAAGACAACUGGAAGUCUGGACAAAAGUUUUGAAGGAACUCCAAAAGCUGUGAAAAAUGACAAGUUGAAUGAUGGUGAGAUUAAGUCCCCCAACAGAGUCUCAACCAUGUUUUCUGGGACACAAGAGAAAUGUCUUGCUUGUGGAAAGACAGCUUAUCCUCUUGAGAAGGUUUCUGUAGAAGGCAUGGCAUACCAUAGAGUAUGUUUUAAGUGCACACAUGGAGGUUGUGUUAUCAGUCCUUCAAAUUAUAUUGCACUUGAGGGAAGGCUUUAUUGCAAGCACCACCAUAAUCAGCUCUUCAAAGAGAAAGGCAAUUAUAGUCAGCUUAUCAAGACUCCUCCUGUCAAAGGCGCAUCAGAGAAUUCGGUGAAUGAGUGAUCUGAAACUGAAUGUUUUAUCGGAUAAUCUUUGGUAGAUUGAUCCUUAUUUGUUUGUUUGUAAUUUAACAUACGAUAUCACAUGAUUGGUGGGGCAUUUACCUCUUGUAUUGGGGAUUUAAUGGUGCUGCAUUGGUGUUUCCAACUUGCCAUGUUGAUAGGAACAUUUGAAUGUAUCAGAGUAAGGUGUUCGUUGAGAAGCAUAUGGUGUGUUGACUUUAUGCCCAGAGAAUGCUGCUGUUGAUGUUAAGCAGCUAUUUAUGAUUAUCAGUAAGCAUAUCUUCUUUUGCAUGUAUAAGGCGGUAAUGCAGUUUGUUUAGUAUGAACUUAUUAAGGCAGCGUGAAAGACUUCUUGCAGAACAGAGGACGUGAACAUGUUGGUCAGUUGGGAUCUUAUUGCAUCUUUUAAAACCUCUUACAAAUUUUUUUGUGAGUUGAGAUUAACAUUACAGAAGGCAUUCAGAUUUGUGUAUAAUUUUCUGUCUAAGUUAUCCUAUGAGUGUUUAUAUCUU